GGGCGCCAGCGCGCGCAGCCAGGGCGGUGGCGCGCCUCGCGGCGUCAAGUGGAAGCUGCUGCAGGCCAACUGGGCCUUCCAGAGCCGGCAGUUCUUCGCGACGAGCACGCUGCACGGCGUCCGCUACAUCGCCGAGAAGGGCCGCCCCUACCACGAGCGCCUGCUGUGGUUCAUCUCGACGACCGGAGGCCUGAUGGCGGCCCUCGUCAUCGUCGACUCGCUCUGGGACAAGUUCCAGACCAGCCCCACCAUCACGGGCCUCGACACAGACUUCCACAACUGGGACGUGCCCUUCCCAGCCGUCACCCUCUGCCUCCAGGACCCCGCCAACGAGACCCUCCUCGAGGCGUACCUCAAAGAGAAAUGGCCGGACGCCGACGAGGCUAAGAAGGAGUACUACACGGGCUUCCUCAAGGCCGUGACCAACACCUCCUUCGAGUCGUUCCAUAACCUCCUGCCGUACCUGAACGACACCUCCCUGCCGCAGAACAACCUGCGCGAGCUCUCAUAUCAGCUGGUGAGCGGGUGCUCCGCGUUCACGGACUGCGCGUACAAGCAGACCAUCGAGGACGACCGUCGCGACUGCUGCUCGCUGCUGUGGCCCGUCUACACGGAGCACGGCUUCUGCCACGCCUUCAACCUCAACUACACGGCCCUCGACUACCCCGGGGUGAAGGAACGGCCGAAGCCGUUCAUAGAGAACCUCAUCGAGGAGACGGACGCUCGCUGGUCCUUCUCGUUCGACACGGAAGAUCCCAUCAACAACACCGUUGCGGUGUUCAUCACCGCCGCCAACGCCUUGCCCGGGGCAGACGUGAAUCCCCAACACAUUUGGAACAAGCGCGUGUCCAAGCUCAUGUUUGUCCCCAAGAUGACGUACACCGUCGAUGACGCCAAGCAGCUGUCGAUCGCGCAGCGGGGCUGUGUGUUCUGGGACGAGAUCAAGCUCAAGAUCGACCCCAUCUACACGCACUCGUCGUGCAUGCGACAGUGCCGCAUGGACGCCAUCCUGCGCCUGUGCGGCUGCCUGCCCUUCUUCUACACCCUGCUACCGAAACAGCGACACUGCAGUCUCCCAGAGCUGAAGUGCGUCAUUGAUCACUUAGCCGAGCUACACACCUUCAACCUGACCUGCCCGUGCCAGCUGGGCUGCGAGCACACCGUCUACGACAUGGAGAAGCCGCACGAGGCGGGCGGGGACGAGGGCAAUGGCGAGGCUGCCGGUGUAGAGGUCGGCUUCUUGUCAUGGCCGCUGACUCGGUUCAAGCGGGAGGUGCUGUUCGGGCAGGUGGACCUUCUGGUCGCGAUCGGGACCAUCGCGGGCCUCUUCCUGGGCUUCAGCCUGCUCAGCGGACUGGAGAUCAUCUACCUCUUCACGCUGCGUGCCUGGUGCAUGCUGCACACCGACCGCGAGUACCUGGAGGACCUCGCCAACGAGUACGAGAGGAAGGAGAAGGAGCCCGUGGACCUGUCGCUGCGCCCGGCCUUCAUCAAGGGCGGCCAGGACGCCGUCGGCCAGGUCGACGUCGAGGCCGCCCCGAGGCUCCAGGACCUGCCACCACCCCUCGGCCCGCCCAUGUGGAAGAGCACAGUCGCGACGGCCAGGAUGAACCAGAAGGGCAUGUACGCCUACCCCUACGGGCCGUAUGGAAACUGAAAGAAAAUAAAACCUUUAGACCUUUUUUUCGA
Frankliniella occidentalis (western flower thrips) is the source of this 1689-nucleotide messenger RNA. RefSeq names its product sodium channel protein Nach-like. Lineage: Eukaryota; Metazoa; Arthropoda; Insecta; Thysanoptera; Thripidae. Gene Ontology annotation, biological process: sodium ion transmembrane transport. The transcript is spliced from 11 exons. The coding region runs from base 194 to 1657 and encodes 487 amino acids. The record is from RefSeq and is a predicted model, not a curated record. Gene Ontology annotation, cellular component: membrane. Gene Ontology annotation, molecular function: ligand-gated sodium channel activity.